AUGCGGAGGGCCCGGCCCGGCCCAGCCCAGCCCAGCCCAGGGGAAUCCAGAACUGCUUCUGAAAACCUCAACUGCUCCAGAGAAGCUUUCUGGCCCCGCAGUGUGUGUCGAGCCACUGGAGCAGGAAGCUUGGGCAUCCUGUCUCCCAGCACCGUUUCUCCCUCUUCUGAGCCACCACUUUCCCAUUCAUUUCCUCUCCAGGUCCGGGUCUGGCGAUACCUUAAAGGCAAAGAGGUGGUUACCCAUGAGAUCCUGCUUGAUGGUGGAAACAAGGUGGUAAUUGGUGGCUUUGGAGAUCCGCUCAUUUGUGACAACCAGGUGUCCACUGGGGAUACCCGGAUCUUCUUUGUGAACCCUGCCCCACGCUACCUGUGGCCAGCGCACAAGAAUGAGCUGAUGUUGAACUCCAGCCUCAUGCGCAUCACGCUUCGGAACUUGGAGGAGGUGGAACACUGUGUGGAAGACAAACCUGGGAAUCACUUCACACAGCCGCCCCCUACGCCUCCAGAUGCAUGCCGGGGUAUGCUCUGCGGCUUUGGAGCCGUAUGUGAACAGAGUGCUGGCCGGGCCACAUGCGUGUGCAAAAAAGGCCCAUGCCCUACCGUGGUGGCCCCUGUGUGUGGCUCUGAUGCCUCCACCUAUAGCAAUGAGUGUGAGCUACAGAGGGCUCAAUGCAGCCAGCAGCGACGCAUCCGAGUGAUCAGCCGAGGGCCUUGUGGCUCCCGAGACCCCUGCUCAGGAGUGACCUGCAGCUUCGGCAGCACCUGUGCCCGCUCAGCAGACGGGCAGUCGGCCAAGUGCAUCUGCCCGUCCUCAUGCAGCGGUGUCCCCGAGGGCAUCGUCUGUGGCAGCGAUGGGCGUGACUACCCCAGCGAGUGCCAGCUUCACCGCCUUGCCUGUGCCCGGCAGGAGAAUAUUGUCAAGAAGUUUGAUGGGCCCUGUGAUCCAUGCAAGGCUGUUCUCAGUGACCUGAACCGUGUGUGCUGGGUGAACCCUCGCACCCGACAGCCGGACAUGCUGCUACGUCCUGAGAGCUGCCCACCCCGGCAGGAGCCAGUGUGUGGGGACGACGGGGUCACCUACGUCAAUGAUUGCAUCAUGGGCCGUACCAGCGCCACCCAGGGCCUUGAUAUCCAGAAGCUUCGCUCGGGGCAGUGCCAGCCACAAGAUCAGUGCCCGAGCCCCUGCAAGUUCAAUGCUGUGUGUCUUAUCCGCCGAGGCCGUGCCCGCUGCUCCUGUGACCGGGUCACCUGUGACGGCGCCUACCGGCCUGUGUGCACGCACGGAGGCCACACAUACGCCAGCGACUGCGAGCGCCAGCGGGCCGAGUGCAGCCAGCAGCGGGCUCUCCCCAUCAAGCACCACGGGCCCUGUGGUAAGUGCUGCCAGGAGACAGCGGGUGUUCCCAGUGGCUCCGAAGGCGUGGGGGUCCCUGCGCACCUUAGUGAGAGUCAGACUCGCCGCCUGCCUCCUCUGUCCACCAGGUUCGACACAGGCUCGGGCAUGGGCAUCAUCACCAGCAAGGUACCCGUGGAGCGCGGCCGGUGGCACUACCUGGUAGUGACGAGGAACCGCCGUCAAGGGAUGCUCUCCGUGGAUGGGGAGCCCCAUGUGACUGGCGAGAGCCCCAGCGGCACCGACGGCCUCAAUUUGGACACAGACCUGUUUGUGGGGGGCGUCCCAGAGGACCUGGCGUCCAUAGUGUUGGAGCGCACGUCUGCCCGGGCCGGCCUGCGGGGCUGCAUCCGCCUCCUGGAUGUGAACAACCAGAGGAUCGGCCUUCGGGAGAAGGGCCCGGACGUUCUCUACGGCUCGGGGGUGGGUGAGUGUGGGAACAACCCCUGCCUGCCCAACCCCUGCCACCACGGAGCCACCUGCCAGGCCCGAGAGGCGGAUAUGUUCCACUGUCAGUGUCCGAAGGGCCGAGAAGGCCCCACGUGUGCUGAUGAGAGGAAUCCCUGCCAGCCGAACCCUUGCCAAGGGGCAGCUACCUGCCGAGUGCUGCCGGAGGGGGGUGCCAAGUGUGAAUGCCCCAUGGGGCGUGGGGGCCAGUUCUGUCAGACAGUCACAGAGCAAGACCCAUCGAGGCCCUUCCUUCCCAACUUCAAUGGCUUCUCCUACCUGGAGCUGAAAGGCCUCCAUACCUUUGGGGAUGUUCGGGGGGAGAAGAUGGCCAUGGAAGUGGUGUUCCUGGCUCGGAGUCCUAGUGGCGUCCUCUUCUACAAUGGGCAGAAGACAGAUGGCAAAGGUGACUUCGUGUCCCUGGCCCUGCACGGCGGGCAUCUGGAAUAUCGUUAUGACCUGGGCAAGGGAGCUGCGGUCAUCAGGAGCAAGGAGCCCAUAGCCCUGAACAAAUGGACCCAAGUCUCUUUGGAGCGGAAUGGCAGGAAGGGGGCCAUGAGGGUCAAUGAUGGGGACCGAGUGCUGGGAGAAUCCCCGAAAUCCCGAAAGAUGCCACACACUGUCCUCAACUUGAAGGAGCCGCUAUAUGUUGGGGGUGCUCCUGACUUCAGCAAACUGGCCCGUGCGGCCGCUGUCUCUGGAGGCUUUGACGGGGCCAUCCAGAUGGUCUCACUGAAGGGCCGCCAGCUGCUGACAAGGGAGAAUGUCCGGGAUGCUGUUGAGAUCUCUUCCUUCUCUGACCACCCCUGUACCCAGGCCUCGGGCCAGCCCUGCCUCAAUGGGGGUUCCUGCUCUCCCCAGAAAGACACCUAUGAGUGUCUGUGCCGGGGGGGCUACUCGGGGGUCCACUGCGAGAAGGGGCUGAUUGAGAAGUCGGCGGCCGACCUGGACUCCAUCGCCUUCGACGGACGCACGUUCAUUGAGUAUCACAAUGCAGUGACCACCAGCGAACUGACCAAUGAGAUCCCAGCUCCUGAUGCUCUGGACUCCGGGGUCCUUCCCAGCGAGAAGGCCCUGCAGGAGAACCACUUUGAGCUGAGCCUGCGGACGGAGGCCAUGCAGGGCUUGGUGUUGUGGAGCGGCAAGGGCACAGAGCGGGCCGAUUACAUCGCGCUGGCCAUCGUCAACGGCCGCCUGCAGAUGACCUACGACCUGGGCUCCCAGCCCGUCGUCCUGCACUCUACGGUGCCUGUUAACACCAACCGCUGGCUCCGGGUCAAGGCCUCCAGGGUACAAAGAGAAGGCUCCCUCCAGGUCGGCAAUGAGGCCCCGGUGACAGGAUCCUCCCCUCUGGGGGCCACGCAGUUGGACACAGAUGGAGCCCUAUGGCUGGGGGGCCUGGAGAAGUUGACCGUGGCACACAGCCUACCCAAGGCCUAUAGCACGGGCUUCGUGGGCUGCUUGCGGGGAGUGGUGGUGGGCCAGAAGGAGCUACACCUGGUUGAGGACGCCUUACAUAAGCCUGCCCUGCGGCACUGCUCGGCCCCAUGAUGCCCCCAUCCAUCUCUAGCCCUGCCUCCUGCCAGUUGUUGUAAUUAUUUUCUAUUUUUGUAAACUCAUGGCUUUUUUUUAUAUAUAAUUUCCCCUCUGCCCACCUCUUGGGGGAUGGAGGAAAUGCAGACCUCCCUCCAUCCCCACCCCUGCUCUGGGAAGAGCUACCUUCCACUGGUCUCUGGUUUGGGGAGGGUCCUGGCUCUGAAGGCCCAGGCCCCUUCUCCAGACAGCUGGUGGGCCCCACCCCAGGGCCUGGCAUACAGGGACCAGGACCUGAAAGACUCUUUUCUGGAGAUUUGGCCAGGUCCCACUUGCCUCUCUCCCUCCUGGCUCUUCCUCCAAGGAGGACAAAGAUGGACCGGUCCUGGCAGGGAAAAGGCCAGACCAGAGAGACCCAUGAGCUAGCCUGGGUCCUCAGCCUCUGCCCCACCCCUCCUUCCCUUUUCAUCAGUCUUUUGUGUUUGUAAUUUAUGUGUGUAAGAGUCUGACUUUUUCUGUUUAUUUUUAAUGCACUGUCAUCCUUCUUGCCAACCCUACCUUAUUCUCCUCUACCGACAGUCUCUCGUGUACACACGUACACCCCAUGUGUAUCCUCCCCCUUCAGUCACACACACACA
Molecule: messenger RNA, 4013 nt
Organism: Gracilinanus agilis (Agile Gracile Mouse Opossum)
Lineage: Eukaryota; Metazoa; Chordata; Mammalia; Didelphimorphia; Didelphidae
Gene: AGRN
Product: agrin
Exons: 23
Coding region: 1-3393 (1130 amino acids)
Biological process (GO): receptor clustering; G protein-coupled acetylcholine receptor signaling pathway
Molecular function (GO): calcium ion binding; laminin binding
Source: RefSeq, a predicted model, not a curated record